This is a messenger RNA of Hansenula anomala, 970 nucleotides long. It is a transcript of the gene RER1, whose product is annotated as protein retrieval receptor. The transcript is spliced from 2 exons. Gene Ontology annotation, cellular component: Golgi membrane. Gene Ontology annotation, biological process: protein retention in ER lumen; retrograde vesicle-mediated transport, Golgi to endoplasmic reticulum. NCBI's taxonomy places the organism in Eukaryota, Fungi, Ascomycota, Saccharomycetes, Phaffomycetales, Wickerhamomycetaceae. Bases 156 to 707 code for a protein of 183 amino acids. The record is from RefSeq and is a predicted model, not a curated record.
GUGUUUUUGUGAAACUUUUGAAAAAAAAAAAAAGGGAACACAGUGGCAGGACUUCUAACAAGCUAUAUAUCCUAAUCUUCCCAACUUCAUUUAUUGAGUUAUAAUUCUCAACACAACCAUAUCCCAACUUAGCAUACGAAAGGAUUUCAACUGAGAUGGAAGAUAUAUCUUUAGAUGAAUCCAAGAUCAAUGUGAUCAACCAAAACUUCAACAAAUUCAAAGUUACCUAUCAAAGGCUCUUAGAUCAAUCAACUCCUCAUGUUAAGUACAGAUGGCUCUCAUUUGGCUUUCUUCUAGCGGUAUUUCUUGCUCGUAUUGUUUUUUCACAAGGUUGGUAUAUUGUUUGCUAUGGCCUAAGCAUAUAUUUGCUUAAUUUAUUUCUGGCGUUUCUGCAACCAAAAUUAGAUAUGACAAUUGAACAGACCGAGCAAUAUGAAAAUAUGGAGGCUGGUGAAAUGAGCCAAGAAUUUAGACCAUUCAUUAGAAGACUUCCAGAGUUCAAAUUUUGGCACCGUGCUACUGUUGCUACUGUCCUUUCUUUGUUUUUGUCUUUGUUUCCAUUUACCGAUGUCCCAGUAUUUUGGCCUAUUCUUUUGAUCUAUUUCAUUAUUUUAUUCACCUUAACAAUGAGAAGGCAAAUUCAGCACAUGAUUAAAUAUAGAUAUCUCCCAUUUGAUUUCGGAAAGAAAAAGUAUGGUUCAAAAUAAGAAUGUUGCAUAUUACAGAAUGUCCCAAAAACAAAUCUGCCAUACAACAUGAAUCAAGUAGGUAGCUAACUCUGAAGGCUUGCUUGAGUGAUUGAAUUGAUUUAAUUUGUAUCUUAAUAAAAAACCCAAUGCAUAUAAUUUUUUCAUCUUGAAUUCUUUGUAGCUCGUCUCGCUUAUCAAACAAAACCAACAGAAACUAAGCUACUGGCUUAUAACUAUUAUGAUGCGAACGAACCCCAUUAAAAAAAAGACGAUAAUUUGCC